AUGAAGAAAAUAAGUUCGUAGAUUCAAUCUCUUAUGAAUAGAAAUAGUUUUUAAGAACCUUCAUUAAGCAAUGAUAUUAAAUCUUCAAGAAGUAAUCCUAAAACAGCUAAGACAGAACGACCUUAAUCUAAAACUAAAAAAAAUGACUUAUUAGAUUAUUUUAAAAAAGAAAGAAAUACAAUUACUUAAAUGGUUCACUCUGUAAGAAAUACUUUAUAAGGAAGCAAAAGCAUUGAUAUUUUACAUACAUAAAGUUAGAAAAGUGAGCGUUAAAAAAAUGGAUAAUUAAAUGUAUUUAUUCUGAUGAAAAUUCUAGUUUAUUGAUUUGAAUGUUUAAAAUGAAGACGGUAAUAAUACAAAAAGGUAAAUACUUAAAUAAAAAAAUUUAUCUCUUGCUAUAAUUUCAUUAGAAGUAUACUUAAUGAGUUUAUUCUUUAUAGAAUCAACUUUUCAAAUAGUCGCAAACUACUAAAUAAUCUUACAAUCAAUCCCCUUAAAAUUAAAUUAAAUCACCGAUAAUAAAAUAAAAAGAUUAAUAUUUAUUUGAUAUGCAAAUAGUAUAACUAUUGAAAUAAUAUAAUGUAGUUAAAAAAUACGAAAAGCUCCUAAGAUGAUUAUUAACAGAAUUCUUAAAUAAAAUAAAAUAAAUAGUCAAUUUUAUCUGAUGAUCCAUCAUAUCAUAGAUAAUCAAUAGAGGAUAUGCUUUAAAAUAAAAAACACUUUAAUCAUGUAUAAACUUAAAAACAAUUUCCUCAUAAAUAAUGUGAAAAUGAAAAAUCUAAAUAAAUUAAUUAAAUUCAUUUUAAAACAGAAAUCUGUUCAUCUUAAAUUUAAUCAAAAUAUUAAAAUGCAGAUGAAACAUUAAAUUAUGAUUAAGAUUAAUAGUUAAAGAUUAUAUUGUAUUAUAAAUAAUAAAAGUAUUGAAUAUUAAUUAUUUAGGUAUCAUUAUUUAUUUAAAUAUUAAACUAAAACUACUGAUGAUUUAUUUAAUUAUUUAAUACAAUAAAUAGCUUGUAUUGAAAAAUAAUUUACAAAAUUAGGAGGAGGUACAGGUUCUACAGAUGGAGAUUCUAUUUAAUAAGGUAUUUUAAAGUUAAUAAUAAUAUAAGAAUUAAAUAAAAUAUGUUAGUUCCAAACAGUAUCAAAGAAUGUACCAUAUGAUUAUUAUUUGACAUUAAAUGAAUUGACAUUAGAUGUUUUUAAAGGAAUUACUCUAUAAAUAUAGCCUUUUUAUUCUUAAACUAUUUAAACAAAAAGAGUAGGAUUAAAAGAUUUUACUUUAAUUAAAUGUAUAGGUGUUGGAGGAUUCUCAAGAGUUUAUAUGGUAAGAAAGAAAGAUAAUGGCAAAUUUUAUGCUUUAAAACUUAUUGACAAAAAAUUUAUAUUUGAAAAUUCAAAAGAAAUCAUUGUGUAAAAUGAAAGAGAUAUUAUGUCUAGAAUGAAUAAUCAAUUUGUUACACCAUUACAUUAUUCAUUUGAAACAAAAUAUUAUAUUGCUUUUGUAUUAGAAUAUUGUGCUGGUGGUGAAUUAUUUUAUCAUCUAAGAAAACUUAAAAGAUUAAAUGAAUAAGAUGCUAAAAUCUAUUUUGCAGAAAUUUGUUUAGGAAUGGCUUAUUUACAUUCUAAAAAUAUUGUUUAUAGAGAUAUAAAACCUGAGAAUAUUCUUUUAGAUUUAUAAGGUCAUUUAUUAUUAAGUGAUUUUGGAUUAUCAAAACCAGAGAUGACACCAGAUGAUUUUGCUUACUCAUUUUGUGGAUCACCUGAAUAUAUGGCUCCAGAAAUGCUAAUGAAAACAGGUCAUAAUUAUUUGGUUGAUUGUUAUUGUUUAGGAGCAUUACUCUAUGAAUUAGUUACAGGAUUACCUCCAUUUUAUUCACAUAAUACAUAAGAUAUUUAUAAUUCAAUUUUAACUGAAUAAAUACAAUUUCCAAAUUAAAUUUAAAUAUCUCCUCUUUUAAAAGAUUUAAUAAAUUCAUUAUUACAAAAAAUACCUGAAGACAGACUUGGACAUUAUAAUGGAAUAAAGGAAAUUUUAAAUCAUAAAUGGUUUUAAGAUGUUGAUUUUGAUGCAGUUUUAAAUAAAAAAGUUAAACCUCCUUAUAAACCCUAUCCUUUGAAAUAUAAUUUUGAUGAAGAUGAAUUUAAUAAAGGAGAUGCUGAAUUUAGAAAGUAAUUUCAAAUUAAUUUACAAAAAGAAUUUUAAGUAUUAUAUAUUAUAAUUUUAAUUUAAGAAUGUUGAUGAUGCCAAUUAUUUAUUAGAUAAUUUCUAUUAUUCAAGAGAUUCUGUAUAUGCAUAAGAAAAAUCAAGAAGAACAAAUGUAGUUAAUCUGAAUCAAUUAUAAAAUUAAGCUCUUAUUGCUGAACCAUUUACAAUAAAUCAAUAAACUAAAAUUUAAUUACCAUAAUCAGAAUCAAAUAAUGAAUAAUUAUUUUAAUAAACUCUUGAAGAAUCAAAACCAAUUAAUGGAACAAAGGGAAAAAGUGACAUAUAAGAUAACUUAAAAAAAUAAGAAAUUAUGACUAAAUCAUCAUAACUUUAGCAUUAAACUGCAAAAUUAGGCCAUACAUAUUCAAAAACUAUGUAAUAAGCAUAAUCAUCACUUUAAGAACUUAAAGUAAUUAUUAUAAUUUAUAUAUUCUUAGCAAAUAAAAUUAUUAAUUGAUUAAUCUAGAGCUUAAUAAACUUCAGAUAGAAUUACUACUAUGCCUGAUUAAAAUAACAAAAAAAUAACAGAAAGAUUUAAAACAGAGUAAUUUGGUAAUUUAGCAUCUCCAAAAACAACUACUGCUAGUUCUUCUUUACAUAAAAUGAGUAAUUUUUAAGCAUUAUUUGGAUCUGAAAAACACAAGAAAAAAUAAUUUUGA
Molecule: messenger RNA, 2865 nt
Organism: Paramecium primaurelia
Lineage: Eukaryota; Ciliophora; Oligohymenophorea; Peniculida; Parameciidae
Source: the annotation of a GenBank genome assembly